UGUACUGUGGCUAUACGAGAAUCCACUGCUGUUCGUGGGCUUUUGACCCAAGCAAGAGAUCGUGGACCUAGUGAUCCUCCAUUGAUCACACAGACUAUCCCUGAAUACUUCAGGGAUGUCGUUAGCGAGCAUGGUGACAGGCCUGCAGUAAUAGCUCGUAAUCAGAACACAACAUUGACCUACCAGGAUCUGGACAUCCAGAGUGAUGCUCUUGCACGAGGGCUCGAGAGACAAGGAGUCCAGAAAGGCGAUCGAGUUGCGGUGAUGCUAGGGAAUGGAGUUGAAUACUGUGUCGCUACAUAUGCUCUAUUUAAACUCGGCGCCAUGCUCGUGCCUCUGAAUCCUGCAUUCAAUGCUUUACAGAUCACCUCAGCUCUCACUCACCUUGCUGCAUCACACCUCAUCAUAUCCUCAGAGAUCAACUUGCCCUACAAAGAACCAAAAUCAGUUAUGCCAUUGCUCGCUCACCUGAUCCCAGACAUGAACAAGUCGAGAAUGGAGUCGGAAGCCGUACCCAGCUUGAAACGAGUCAUCGUGGUUGAAAACUCGAUGGGCCGAGUGCAAAGUGGUGCAUUUGGAGCGUUAAGCAGUUAUGUGGAUGUGUUUAGAGAUGGCAAAGGUGAAAGGUUAGUGCCGAAGCAGUUGGACGCGGAUGAUGUGGUUAAUAUCCAGUUUACUUCUGGUACGACCAGUAUGCCG
Molecule: messenger RNA, 699 nt
Organism: Aureobasidium musti
Lineage: Eukaryota; Fungi; Ascomycota; Dothideomycetes; Dothideales; Saccotheciaceae
Source: the annotation of a GenBank genome assembly